Molecule: messenger RNA, 1676 nt
Organism: Neogale vison (American mink)
Lineage: Eukaryota; Metazoa; Chordata; Mammalia; Carnivora; Mustelidae
Gene: SIL1
Product: SIL1 nucleotide exchange factor
Exons: 10
Coding region: 145-1512 (455 amino acids)
Source: RefSeq, a predicted model, not a curated record
AACUGCGCGCUCAAAGCUUCAGAGGGUCGCCGCCGCGUCUGCGCAUGGGGAGCUGGUUGCCGCUGCAGCCGCCUGGAAUUGUGGGGGUUGUGUCUAACCCCUCGGCUGCCGGGCAGGAAGCCGAAGGGCCUGCCCCCUUCCAAGAUGGCUCUUCUGGGAAUGCUGCUUGGGCUGCUGAUGGCUUCCUGUUUCACCUUCUGCCUCAGUCAUCAGAACCCGGAGUUUGCGCUCACCAGCCCAGAGAAGAGCAGGACCAAAGAAGCAGACAGAAAGGAAACCACAGCAGAAGAGGAGCUGGACUCUGAGGUCCUUGAGGUGUUUCACCCGACCCAUGAGUGGCAGGCCCUUCGGCCAGGGCAGGCUGUCCCUGCAGGAUCCCAUGUGCGGCUGAAUCUCCAGACUGGGGCAAGAGAAGUGAAACUUCAAGAAGAGGACAAGUUCCAAAGUAAUUUGAAAGGGUUGAAAAAAGGCAGAAGGCUGGACAUCAACACUAACACCUACACAUCUCAGGACCUCAAGAGUGCUCUGGCAAAAUUCAAGGAGGGGGCAGAAGUGGAGAGUUCAAAGGAAGACAAGGCAAGGCAGGCCAAAGUUAAACGACUCUUUCGCCCCAUCGAGGAGCUGAAGAGGGACUUUGAGGAGCUGAAUGUUAUCAUUGAGACUGACAUGCAGAUCAUGGUACGGCUAAUCAACAAGUUCAAUAGUUCCAGCUCCAGCUUAGAAGAGAAGAUUGCUGCACUCUUUGAUCUUGAAUAUUAUGUCCAUCAGAUGGAUAAUGCACAGGACCUGCUUUCCUUUGGUGGCCUUCAAGUGGUGAUCAAUGGGCUGAACAGCACAGAGCCCCUGGUGAAGGAGUAUGCUGCAUUUGUGCUAGGAGCUGCCUUUUCCAGCAACCCAAAGGUUCAGGUAGAGGCCAUUGAGGGGGGAGCCCUACAGAAGCUGCUGGUCAUCCUGGCUACGGAACAGCCUCUCCCUGCAAAGAAGAAGGUCCUGUUUGCGCUGUGCUCCCUACUGCGACACUUCCCCUAUGCCCAGCAGCAGUUCCUGAAACUGGGGGGCCUGCAGGUGCUGCGGAGCCUGGUGCAGGCAAAGGGUACAGAGAUGCUGGCUGUGCGUGUGGUCACUCUGCUUUAUGACCUGGUCACUGAAAAGCAGAUGUUUGCUGAGAAGGAGGCCGAGCUGACCCAGGAGACCUCCCCGGAGAAGCUGCAGCAGUACCGCCAGGUGCUCCUCCUGCCAGGCCUGCGGGAGCAGGGCUGGUGCGAGAUCAUCGCACACCUCCUGGCCCUCCCUGAGCAUGAUGCCCGAGAAAAGGUGCUGCAGACGCUGGGCGCCCUCCUGGCCACCUGCCGGGACCGCUACCGCCAGGACCCCCAGCUCAACAGGACGCUGGUCAGCCUGCAGGCUGAGUACCAGGCUCUGGCCGCCCUGGAGCUCCAGGAUGGCGAGGAUGAGGGCUACUUCCGGGAACUGCUGGGCUCCAUCAACAGCUUGCUGAAGGAACUGAGAUGAGGCAGCUCCCUGCCACCGGGACUGGACUGGGACAUUAGUGAGGCUGACGGACACCAGCUUGGGUGGGCUCCUCAGGGGACAGUAGCCAGGGGGGAGGACUUCCCUACUGGGGCCAGGGCAUCAUCUGGGCAGUGCCGGCUUGACCAUUAAAUGGAGGCAUGAGG